Messenger RNA from Leptinotarsa decemlineata (Colorado potato beetle), 483 nucleotides. Its product is annotated as peroxynitrite isomerase THAP4. NCBI's taxonomy places the organism in Eukaryota, Metazoa, Arthropoda, Insecta, Coleoptera, Chrysomelidae. The record is from RefSeq and is a predicted model, not a curated record.
AUGCAUGAAAUGGUGAAACCUCUUCAAUGGCUAAUGGGAACCUGGAAAUCCAUCAGCGCCAAAGUCAUGUACCCCACAAUGAAAACGGUGGAUUUCGAAGAAAAAUUGUGCUUUUUAUCAGCCGGUCAGCCUCUCUUGAACUACAGUUCGACCACUUGGAAUCCCAAAGACAAAGCUCCGAUGCAUUUGGAAUACGGCUAUCUUCGAAUAGAUGAAGAAGGAUGUCUAGUAGCAUUGCUAACAGCUAUGAAUUUUGGGAUUUCUACCGUGGAAGAAGGCACCCUUCAAGAAAAAUCUUUAACAACUAAUAGCAAAAGCAUCGCACAUACAAAAUUUGCUAAAAUGCCAGUGGUCGCUCUUCAGAGAUGUUACUGCUUGAACGACAAGUGCCAGUUAAGUUACAUCCUCAAAAUGCAGACUGAGAGAACGCCGCUAUCUACACAUUUGGAAUGUCUCUACGAAAAAGAAGAAGAAAAGUCGUGA